Messenger RNA from Striga hermonthica, 2756 nucleotides. The record is from the annotation of a GenBank genome assembly. Lineage: Eukaryota; Viridiplantae; Streptophyta; Magnoliopsida; Lamiales; Orobanchaceae.
GGAUCUUGUUCGUGCGUUGGUGAAGAAGACAGCCGGUCAAAAGAACACUAGGAAGAAGUCGACCGAGGUGGGGUCGAGUGCCACUUCGGCUGCCAUGCCUGAAAGCCCAAAGUCUGUGCCAGACGUGACGACUACCGAAGUAUUGUCAGUAGUGGAGGCUGCAGCGAUUAACCAAGCAGAUCCGGAACCAAUCAUAGCAGGGACCGAAAUGAUUACUGCCGAGGUUGCUCACACCGAGGUGCCACCAGCUUCUCUGAAGUCGCUUGAGUUGGAGCAACCAGAGAAGAGGAAGAAGAGGAAAUUGGUGAAGAUGGCGGACGUCGGAGCUUCGUCCGGAGUAGAGAAGAGGUCUAAGAAAAAGCACGACUCCGGUCGUAAAGCGACUGAGAAAGGUACGGAUGAUUCUCCUUUAUUUGAGAAGUUUUUUUUGUCGAUAGACGAAGAGCGGGCUGCCAGAGUUAAGGUGCCUGAGGGUGUUGUGGAGGAUUGGUUCACUACUUUUCUGUUCGUGAAGUCACCACAUAUGUCAUCGAGAAUCGAAAUGCCAGAGAAUGCAAGAGAUGCUGCUCGGGUUCCGUUGAUGGUUUGGGACCCCAAAUCCGAAGUGGGGGUCUCCUCUUUAUCCAGUGUUGACAAGCUGAGCUACGCCAAGGCAUGCGUUGGCAGGGCCUUGGUUAGUUUAGUGGCAGCCGAGGAUGAUCAUCGCCGGGUCGCGUCUCAAUUGGAAGGGAAAAAGGACGUUUUAGCCGCGCGCGAUAUGGUGAUCGUUCAGUUGAAGGAAGAAUCGGCUAAAAUGGAGGCCGACUUGAAGGGCCAAAUUUCUGAGAAGGUUGCCGAGUUGGAGAAGGCAAAGGCUGAGACUGUGACAUUGUCAGAUGAGAAGAAGGCCUAUGAGGCCGAAGUGGCAGAUCUCAAGGCACGCCUGGCCGUGGUGGAGCAGCACUUCAAAACUUCCGAGGCCAAACUGAUGGAAACCGAGAAGGCCUUGUUGGAGGAAAAGGCUAAUCUUGAUGCAGCUCGUAAAGAAUGUGCUGAGACCCGCGAACUGGUAGGUCGGCAAAAAGAUGCUCAUCAGGCCGAGAUGGCCAAACUUGAAAGGGAGAAGUCAUCCUACGGGGAGUUCAUGUAUGAGAACGGCUUUCAGGCCGGGAAGGAUUCGGUUGUCGCUGAAUCGAAGUCUGGGGAUGAUGCCGAGAUGGAAGUUUCCGAGGUCGUCUUCCACAAAUCAUUGCGUAUUGGAAGUCAUCUUCAAGAACCUCUUCGGUCAGAACUUAUCUCGUUUCUCAAACACAAUUAUGAUGUUUUCGCUUGGAAGCACGAGGAUAUGAAGGGCAUCGACCCCGGUGUCGCUACCCACAAGUUGAACCUUGAUCGAACCAUCCGGCCUGUUGUGCAAAAGAGAAGAAAACUGGGGCCGGAUCGUCAGAAGGCGUUGGAAGAAGAGGUAAAAAAACUCAUAGACAACAAAUUCAUCAAGGAAGCCAAAUACCCGACGUGGGUCUCAAAUCAUGUUCUUGUCAAAAAGAGCAAUGGGCUAUGGAGACUGUGUAUCGAUUUUUCCGACCUGAACAAGGCAUGCCCGAAGGACAGUUAUCCGCUUCCCCACAUAGACUAUAUGGUCGAUGCAACAUCAGGACAUGAGUUGAUGAAUUUUAUGGAUGCUUACUCGGGGUAUAAUCAGAUUCCUAUGGAUCCUGAAGAUUCUGAAAACACCUCAUUCUAUUCGGCCCGAGGCUUGUACUGUUAUACUAUGAUGCCGUUUGGAUUAAAGAACGCCGGAGCCACAUAUCAACGUCUCGUCAACAAAAUGGUCGCUACACUAAUCGGUCACACUAUGGAAGUUUACGUUGAUGACAUGCUCGUCAAGUCGGUGCACGCCUCUGAUCACAUAACGCAUCUUCAAGAAAUGUUCGCCAUCCUCCGAUCCUAUUCUAUGGUCUUAAAUCCUAAGAAAUGUACUUUUGUAGUUGAAUCUGGAAAAUUUCUGGGCUAUAUGGUCAGCCAGCGCGGAAUUGAAGCCAAUCCGGCCAAAAUAAAGGCCAUUCAAGAUCUAACACCCCCGACCUCGGUUAAAGGUGUUCAGGCCCUAACCGGCCGACUUGCUGCACUCAACCGGUUCAUCUCCAAGUCUACAGAUCGUUGCAGACCCUUUUUCGAAGCAAUUAAAAAAGAAAAACGUUUUGAAUGGACCGAGGAAUGCCAGAAAGCUCUCGUUAGCAUCAAGGAGACGCUUGCCUCUCCGCCGACUUUACAAAAGCCAAAACCUGAGGAAAUGUUGUUCUUAUAUCUCGGAGUCAGUGAUUCUGCCAUUAGCGCUGUUUUGAUACGUGAAGAGGGACUGUUGCAAUCGCCUAUCUAUUAUGUCAGCAAAGCCUUGCAUGAUGCCGAAUUACGUUAUCCUCCGAUGGAAAAAUUAACAUUUGCGCUUGUCGUUGCUGCACGGAAAUUACGACCUUAUUUUCAAGAACAUUCCAUAACUGUCCGCACUUCGUAUCCACUUUGGCAAAUCCUGCACCGACCUGAUACCUCGGGACGCAUGGUCAAAUGGGCCAUUGAGCUCGGACAAUUCGACAUCUAUUAUCAACCGAGGACCGCGAUCAAGGCUCAAGCCUUAUCUGACUUCAUCGCCGAGUUCACUCCGGCCAUAACAGUUCAUCGUGAUAAUCAACCAUGGGUCCUCAAUAUUGAUGGAUCCUCAACAGCCAACCGAGCAGGCGCAGGGAUAGUUUUAGCAGACCCGGAGAACCGGUUAUUCU